UGAAGUGACAGGUCUCGAUGCUUCGAUAAUUCAACAGGUGAACAUGACACAUGAUCCAGUCAACGAGGCUCAACUGGUCAAAGAAUUGAAGGAUGAGGCUGAACAGCGCAGAGGCUUUGAAAUCGCGACGCAAGGGAAGGUCAUACCUAGUGGCCCAGCUGAAAAAGUAGAGGAAGCUGCUAAGAAUCUAGAAAGAGCCUUAAGUCUUGAUGGUAAUAUUGAUAAUAGCGCGACUACUCUGACAGCGGAGCAGUCAAAUGAAACACUCGGGUUAUUAGAUGUACCGCCCGACGAAGGAAUUUCUGAGUCUGUAGAAUGUGAACGCUUAUCCGAAUUAAAAAAAGUUGUCAGUGAUCACGCGUCUAAGGAAGCGGAAACAAAUAGAACCGGUGUGAGUAGGGGAAACACUACUGCCCUUUCCCAGAGUGCAAUGGACAAAUAUGUAACGGCUAUUAGUAAAGAGGCAGGCAUCGCUCCUUCAGCGAUUAAAGAUGUUGAUAUGGCCGUUAAACCAGUCGAUGAGACUCGACUUGCCAAAGAAUUGAAGAAUGAGGCCGAACAACGCAAACUCUUUGAAAUCGCGACGAGAGGAAAGGUUAUACUGCGUGGUCCAGCCAGAAAAGUGGAAGAAGCCUCCGAGAGGCUAGAAAGAGUCACACAUCUUGAUUAG
Paraglomus occultum is the source of this 670-nucleotide messenger RNA. The record is from the annotation of a GenBank genome assembly. NCBI's taxonomy places the organism in Eukaryota, Fungi, Glomeromycota, Glomeromycetes, Paraglomerales, Paraglomeraceae.